Hirundo rustica (Barn swallow) is the source of this 3189-nucleotide messenger RNA. RefSeq names its product leucine rich melanocyte differentiation associated (gene LRMDA). Gene Ontology annotation, biological process: melanocyte differentiation. NCBI's taxonomy places the organism in Eukaryota, Metazoa, Chordata, Aves, Passeriformes, Hirundinidae. The transcript is spliced from 8 exons. Gene Ontology annotation, molecular function: protein binding. The record is from RefSeq and is a predicted model, not a curated record. Bases 175 to 1014 code for a protein of 279 amino acids.
UCAGGUAGCUGGUGACAGGACGUACCUCAAGCUGGGCCAGGGGAGAUUUAGUUUGGAUAUUAGGAAGAAUUUCUUCAGAGAAAGGGAUUAAACAUAGGAAUGGGCCGCCCAGGGAGGCGGUGGAGUCACCGUCCCGAAAGGCGUUAAGGAACCACCGAACAUGGUGGCAUUUUCAUGCCAUGGUCUAAUUGGCGUGGUGGUGUUCGGUCCCAGGCUGGACUGGAUGGUUCUAAGAAGUCUUUUCCCACCGAGCUGAUUCUGGGAGGGGCGGCAGUCGCUGCGUGCCGCUUGGGACUCGCGUUCCAGGUGUCCUACAUCAGUCAGGACUGUGAAGAAAUUCCAGAAUUCCUAGGAAGAAAAUAUGGACAUAUGGCAAAAAGGCUAGAUCUUAGCUUCAACUUGUUAAGAAAACCAUACCAUCCUUACUGUGACAGUCCAUGCCUCUCUAGCUCCCAGUCACUAGAAGGACUGAAAACAUUCAGUUACUUGGAAGAACUGAUCUUGGACAACAAUCUACUCGGAAAUGACCUUCUCUUACCCAGGUUACCCCACCUCCAUACCUUAACGCUCAACAAGAACCAAAUAUCAGAAUUAGAAAGCCUUUUGGACCAUUUGGCUGAAGUUGUGCCUUCACUACGGUAUCUCAGUUUGCUUGGAAACAUUGCUUGCCCAAAUGAACUGAUCUGCAAAGAAAAGGACGAAGAUGACUACCAGAGAUACAGAUAUUUUGUCCUGCACAAAUUGACAAACCUGAAAUUUCUCGAUACUCGGAAAGUAACCAGGAGGGAGAGAGAGGAAGCCUUGAUAAGAGGUGCCUUCAUGAAAGUGGUUAAGCCAAAGGAUGCUAAGGCCUCCAGUGCUGCUUCCUCUGCCUCUCCAGAGAUGUACUACACGCCUCUGCCCGCCGGAUCCAGAGACCUCACCCAUCACAGAGGCGUUUUGGGGAAAUGUCGCUACGUUUACUAUGGAAAACAUUCCGAGGGCAACAGAUUCAUCCGAGAUGACCAGCUAUAAAACACAGCGCUGUUUUGUGCCUCUUCUGUCCCUCCACAUGAGAAGCAUAAAUCACAUCUACAUUUUAAGCAUGUAACUAAAGUCCUCUAGUGCCUUCUGCUGACUUUGCCAAGCCUGUCAAGAUCAUCCUUCUAUCUUAGCCUGAGUAGUCACAUAGAGAUUGACAUGAUUGCCUUUAAGCAGGUCCCAUCCACCAGUGUGACAGGCAGCUGCAGCCGAGCACCCAGCCUGACAGGAGGAGCACCAUGAUGGAUUGCCUGGUCCUAGUGCUGCUCGCAGGAGAGCAGGGGUCACACCUGGGGCUGGACCCAGCCUGCUCCAUCCGCGGCGCCUCUGCAAAAGCACCGCGUUUAUCUCUGCCUGGCCUGUUGAGCCAAAGUGGAUGCUAAUAUCAAAGUGUUUAUAAAAGAGAAAGGCUGUAAUUUCAGAUGAAAAAGCCUUUAUCUGUUCUUAUUUUGUUCCUUGUGAAUUAAGUGGUUGUGUUUCUAUCAUUUCAUACAUGCUUAUACAAAUCCUUUCACAGAUUGGUGGUAUACCCAUCCACCCCCAAAUGAGCCUAGAUGGAUUAUUUUUUCUUUCAGCAGGGAAAAAAAUAUAUAUCCUGAAAGCAUUUUGGCCAUGCAAAGCACCGUCAAUUUGUAUAGAUGUUUAUAUGCAAAGGAAAAGGAUUUAAGCAAUUUCUCAGACAAACAAAUUUUUCUAAUUCUUGAAUUGCAUCUCAUUGUUUACUAGCUCUUACCUUCAGAAAAGUGAACAUUUUUUUAUGCUGAAAGAUAAUGUCAUAGCUUAACUGUUUACACUUGGAAGUCCUCGUUAGUGAUAUUGACAGUGUGGAUUAUUCCUGGUUUAUUGCACAAGCUAUUUUUAACCUGUAUGGAUUACGUUUAGAAUUAAAUGCUUAAAUUUGGGGGGAAAAGUGUUUAAAAGGAGUGAUAUAAAUCUGCCACCAAAUGGGUGUGAUUAUUCAGAAGAGAGAAAAUUCAACAAAAGUAACAGGUGGAAUUAACAUAAUUAGCAGCUUCACUAAUAUAUUAGAGAGACGAAUUCUGGAUAAUCCCUUUUGCUAUCUAUGUACGAAAGGCUAUUGUCAAAUUUUCAGUCAAAAAACUGAAAAGUCACGGCAAAUUUCCUGCUUUCCUGAUAAAGAGGUUGGACACAUUUAGAAUCAUGAACUUGUUGCAGUGGAACAAAAAAACCCCCAUGCUUCAUGCAUAUAUUGUGUUAAAUUAUACUUGAUACAAUGGGAUUGGCCAAGGCAUAUGCAAAAAUUCAGACCUCUUGACUGUUCCCAACCCAUUCAUAUUGAUCCCAGCUGAGAGCUGUAUAAGUGCCUAGGUGUUCUUGUUUCAUCUGGAAUUAUUUGGUGGUCUUUAUUCACUUUCCUGAUUAAAAAAAAAAAUACCAGUUUUUAGAAACUGUCUACCUCGGGGGCUUUUAUCAGCUGGCAUUACAGGUGGAAGUGAACUGGACAUGGAAGCCAGUCAUGAAAGCAGAUGUGACUGAUGAAAUAGUGAGGCAUUGGCUGAGUGCCAAAGGAAAGCUUGCUGCUGCUCAGCAUUUUAGGCCUCACUCAGUAAACGGAAGCUUUUGCCCACUCCGAAAGUGUGUAAUAAAUCUUUAACAGUUACUUAAAAUCACUGAUGAACAUAGAACGAUCUAGUUCACACCACUUGUAGUUCAAAUUGAGCUCUGAGCUGUUUGAUUGGUGUCUGGGAAGCACAUUUUAGCCACUUGUCGUGCCCCUUCUAAUGUCAUGCAUGACUACAUAUGAAAUGCCGAUUCACAUCACAAGUCCAAGGAGAUACCAGAUAAAUGAAAACUACAUGCCUUUUUCUUUAAUCAAAAAUAUUAAUAGAAAUAUUUAGGGCACUUGUUAUCUGUUUUGGUUACCAAAAUAACAACAAUCUUAGUUUGUUCCUAUCACGAUGUCUGUUUUGAAGCCUCCAUACAUUUUGGCUAUGGCAGUGUUACAGGCAGCAGGAUUUGGAAUAGGGAUGUUUACAAUAACCUAAUGUCACUUUCAGUCUGUUUGCAUAUAUGUUCUUGUCUUUAUAAAAGGCUUUAACCCUGCCUCAAACAAUAAACAGCACUUGCAAACUGACCACAUGAUUUUCCCAUCUUUAUUUCACUUGUUUACUUUUCCUAAUGUCAAAACCAUUUGUAUCAUUUUCAGGA